Hipposideros armiger (great roundleaf bat) is the source of this 3261-nucleotide messenger RNA. RefSeq names its product drebrin 1 (gene DBN1). Gene Ontology annotation, biological process: neuron projection morphogenesis; positive regulation of axon extension; regulation of actin filament polymerization. The record is from RefSeq and is a predicted model, not a curated record. The coding region runs from base 315 to 2438 and encodes 707 amino acids. Gene Ontology annotation, cellular component: lamellipodium; postsynaptic membrane; dendrite. The transcript has 15 exons. Gene Ontology annotation, molecular function: actin filament binding. NCBI's taxonomy places the organism in Eukaryota, Metazoa, Chordata, Mammalia, Chiroptera, Hipposideridae.
GGGCCUCAGGAGCAGAGGGGCAGGCUGGCCUGGGUGCGGACGCAGGGGCGGUGGGUGAGGAGCGCGGGGGCGCCCAGGGCAGGCCGGGAAGUGGGGGGCAGGCCUCCCCCUGGGCCGGGCCGGGGCGGCGCUAGGACCGAGCGUGGAGGGACGAGCCGGGCGGAGCCAGCGCCCCCCGCCCCCGGCCGCUGGCUCGCUCGACUCUCAACGCUGCAGAGGCUCCGAGGCGGCGGCGGUGACUCCCUCGUUCCCUCCCUCCUCCUCUGUCCGUCCGUCUGCGCGUCUGUCCGUUCGGCCUGGGUCCGGCCCGCAGUAUGGCCGGCGUCAGCUUCAGCGGCCACCGCCUGGAGCUGCUGGCGGCGUACGAGGAGGUGAUCCGGGAGGAGAGCGCGGCCGACUGGGCUCUGUAUACAUAUGAGGAUGGCUCAGAUGACCUCAAGCUUGCAGCAUCAGGAGAUGGGGGCUUGCAGGAGCUCUCGGGCCACUUUGAGAACCAGAAGGUGAUGUACGGCUUCUGCAGCGUCAAGGACUCCCAGGCUGCUCUGCCAAAAUACGUGCUCAUCAACUGGGUCGGUGAGGAUGUGCCUGAUGCCCGCAAAUGCGCUUGUGCCAGCCACGUGGCUAAAGUGGCUGAGUUCUUCCAGGGUGUCGACGUGAUUGUGAAUGCCAGCAGCGUGGAAGACAUAGAUGCAGGUGCCAUCGGGCAGCGGCUCUCCAACGGGCUGGCGCGGCUCUCCAGCCCUGUGCUGCACCGACUGCGGCUGCGCGAGGAUGAGAACGCUGAGCCGGUGGGCACCACCUAUCAGAAAACUGAUGCAGCUGUGGAAAUGAAGCGGAUUAACCGCGAGCAGUUCUGGGAGCAGGCCAAGAAGGAGGAAGAGCUGAGGAAGGAGGAGGAGAGGAAGAAGGCCCUGGAUGAGAGACUCAGGUUUGAGCAAGAGCGGAUGGAGCAGGAGCGGCAGGAGCAGGAGGAGCGGGAGCGGCGCUACAGAGAGCGGGAGCAGCAGAUUGAGGAGCACAGGAGGAAACAGCAGACUUUAGAAGCUGAAGAGGCCAAGAGGCGGUUGAAGGAGCAGUCUAUCUUUGGUGACCAGCAGGAUGAAGAGGAAGAGACCCAGAUGAAGAAGUCAGAGUCGGAGGUAGAGGAGGCAGCGGCCAUUAUUGCCCAGCGACCUGACAACCCACGGGAAUUCUUCAAGCAGCAGGAACGGGUCGCAUCGGCCUCUGCAUCUGCAGGCAGCUGCGAUGUGCCCUCUCCCUUCAACCACCGACCAGGUCGUCCGUACUGCCCUUUCAUAAAGGCAUCGGACAGUGGGCCUUCCUCCUCCUCCUCUUCCUCUUCCUCCCCUCCACGGACUCCCUUUCCCUAUAUCACCUGUCACCGCACCCCAAACCUCUCUUCCUCCCUCCCAUGCAGCCACCUGGACAGCCUCCGGAGGAUGGCACCCACCCCCAUCCCCACUCGGAGCCCAUCUGACUCCAGCACGGCCUCCACCCCUGUCUCUGAGCAGAUUGAGCGGGCUCUGGAUGAGGUCACGUCCUCACAGCCUCCACCACUGCCACCACCACCCCCAGCAGCCCAAGAGACCCAGGAGGCUGGCCCUGGCCUGGACAGCGAAGAGACCAGUAAGGAGGCCAGAAUUGCAGCCCCUCAGGCCUGGGCUGGCCCCAUGGAGGAGCCUCCUCAGGCACCAGAGCCUCCCCGGGGGCAAGGCAGCCCCACAGAGGACUUUAUAUUCAUGGUGGCUCCGGAACAGGCUGUCCUGGCUACCCCUCUGGAGCCUGCCAUAGCUGACACCGCUGUAGCAGACACCCUGGCAGCUGCUGCCAUUGAAACCGACAUUGCUGCUGCUGACACCGCUGUUGCCAACACUGUCACCUCUGCCAGCCUCAUUGACCUAUGGCCUGGCAACGGGGAAGGGGCCUCCGCACCCCAGGCUGAGCCUAGGGCCCUUACACCACCCUCGGGUGCUGAGGUCACUCUGGUGGAGAUGCCCCUGUUGGAUGAGGUGGUUCAGGAGCCACUGCUGCCAGCAGGUGAAGGCUGUACCAGUCUCCUCAAUUUUGAUGAGCUGCCUGAGCCGCCAGCCACCUUCUGUGACCCAGAGGAGACAGUAAAAGAGGAGCCCCUGGCUGCCCCCCAGGCCCCAGUUCUGCUCUCCGCUCUAGAGGAGCUGGAUCAAGAGCCGGAGCCGGAGCUGGAGCCGGAGCCUGAGCCACACCUGCUGACCAAUGGCGAGACCACCCAGAAGGAGGGGACCCAGGCCAGUGAGGGGUACUUCAGCCAAUCACAGGAGGAGGAGUUCGCUCAAUCAGAAGACCUGUGUGCGAAGGCUCCGCCUCCUGUGUUCUACAACAAACCUCCAGAAAUCGACAUCACCUGCUGGGAUGCAGAUCCAGUCCCAGAAGAGGAGGAGGGCUUCGAGGGUGGAGAUUAGCAGUGGUGCCUGCCCUCAGGCUGCCCUUGCCAAGGCCACCCACCUGCGCCAGCCUCUGGCCAGAUGGCCUGCCGCGCCUGCACUGGAAGCAGCUCCGCCUGGCAACCACUCCGGAUUCCGGCCCUGGCCGGGGACUUGGCCACUUCCCUACCCACAGGGCCUGACUUUUACAGCUUUUCUCUCCCUUUUUUUAAAAGUUGAUAGGAGACUUGUACAGUUGACCGGUUUUUCUCCCGUUGGUAGUUGAGACGCUGUUGCAAAUUCCACCCCCUCCCUGCCCGGUCCAGAUUGUAGCGCUUAGUCCUCCCUGCUCACUCAGCUGGCCGGGGUGGAGGCCUCACCCUGCUUGGGGCCUGGCGUCGGGGGGAGCCCUGGUGGGAAAAUGUCCCCCCACCUCUUUUCCUAGUUUUAUGUUUCUUGGAAAAAUAUCACUUUGUAUUCUCUGUCCAGGGCUUCAGAUAUUUUGCACGAAUUUGAAAACAUGGCAAUAAACGGCUCGCGGGCUCUGGCUCCCUGGGACCCCCUCCCCGCCCUUCUCUUAACCCCUCCCCACCCGGCCCAAAGGAAGUAGCAGGCCCAGCUGGGGCCCCUCAGCUUCCCAGCCCUUUCCUGCCCUCCUCCUGCUGGGCGGGUCCCAGGCUGGAGGCCUUAGGCGCGAUUCAGGUCAGGGCUAUGGGUGGGGCCAGGGGCUUGGGUGGCCCCUCCCCAACUCCUCCCUCUUUGCUUGGGUUCCUUUUUCACAUUCAGUAACUGUUUUUUGGAAAGCACAAACUUAUGUAACGGGUCGUGCUCAUGUCUGUUAAUAAAGAAAUCCAGAUCCCUU